Messenger RNA from Mastomys coucha (southern multimammate mouse), 1164 nucleotides. RefSeq names its product carboxymethylenebutenolidase homolog (gene Cmbl). Gene Ontology annotation, molecular function: hydrolase activity. The transcript is spliced from 6 exons. The record is from RefSeq and is a predicted model, not a curated record. The coding region runs from base 149 to 886 and encodes 245 amino acids. NCBI's taxonomy places the organism in Eukaryota, Metazoa, Chordata, Mammalia, Rodentia, Muridae.
UGCACCACACUGUCACAGCGUCCACUUCCCGUGCAGACCGAGACUCCUCCCUUCUUCUGCAUGUCCCUCCCUACCCGGUCAGCUCCAGGUCGUCUGCCUGCUUCUGACUUGCUCUUCACCAUUAGACAAGCUUGACAUCAAGACCCCAAUGGCUAACGAAGCUAACCCUUGCCCAUGUGACAUUGGUCACAAGCUAGAGUAUGGUGGCAUGGGUCGUGAAGUUCAGGUUGAGCACAUCAAGGCAUACGUCACCCGGCCCCCUGUGGAUGCAGGCAAAGCCGUGAUUGUCGUCCAGGAUAUAUUUGGCUGGCAGCUGUCCAACACCAGGUAUAUGGCUGACAUGAUUGCCGGAAAUGGAUACACAACUAUUGUCCCAGACUUCUUUGUGGGUCAAGAGCCAUGGGACCCAGCUGGUGACAGGUCCACCUUCUCUGAGUGGCUGAAAUCAAGGGAUGCCAGAAAAGUCAAUCGAGAGGUUGAUGCUGUCUUGAGGUAUCUGAGACAACAGUGUCAUGCCCAGAAGAUUGGAAUUGUGGGCUUCUGCUGGGGGGGUGCUGUGGUGCACCAAGUGAUGAUGACAUUCCCGGACAUCAGGGCGGGGGUGUCUGUCUAUGGUAUCAUCAGAGAUUCUGAAGAUGUUUAUAAUUUGAAGAACCCAACGCUGUUCAUUUUUGCAGAAAACGAUGCUGUGAUUCCCCUUGAGCAGGUUUCUACACUGACCCAGAAGCUUAAAGAACACUGCAUAGUUAAUUACCAAGUUAAAACAUUUUCUGGGCAAACUCAUGGCUUUGUGCAUCGGAAGAGAGAAGACUGCUCCCCUGCUGAUAAGCCCUACAUUGAGGAGGCGAGGAGGAAUCUCAUCGAAUGGCUAAACAAGUAUAUCUAACAGCACUCAAGCACAAGACAGCUGUUACCCAAAUUUGCCUGAAUAAUUAACCACCAUCUCUAAUAGCCUAACUAAUUAUUAGGGGAAUCUGGGGCAAUUCAGGGACCAGCUAGAUUCUCAGAUACGGCCUUACAUUAGUAACUGAAGUGUUAAAAUGUACAAAACCAGGAAGAUCAUGAGUUGUCACUAUGUAUAUUCAACCUCCUCUGGUGAGCAGUGUUGAUAUCAGUUCUUACAGAUCUAACUAUUCAACCUAAUAAAGUGGUUUUCAAAACGUG